Molecule: messenger RNA, 2454 nt
Organism: Chironomus riparius
Lineage: Eukaryota; Metazoa; Arthropoda; Insecta; Diptera; Chironomidae
Source: the annotation of a GenBank genome assembly
AAAAUUGAAAAAGGAUGGAUCAAGCAAGUUAAUGAAAUUUUCCAUGGAAGUGUGUGUUUUGACCACCUCCUUCCUACCCCUCUGGUAGUUCCAAAACUCAUCAAAAUGUGAAACUUAUUUUUUAAUUCAGUUGGUUUUACGUCGUUUAAGCCUCAAAGAGAAUUAAAUAGAGGAACAAUCAAUUAAAAUUUGGAAAUAAUGUUUAAAAUCUUUUGGGAUGAAAAGUUUUUCCUACCCGAAAAUGUAACAUGGAAAGACCUCGAGCCAGGAAUCAGAGAUGGUGUCAUAUAUAGGAAUUACAAUGAUUUGUUAUGGUCAAUACCAUUGGCAAUACUUUUAAUAGUAAUAAGAUUGUGCUUUAUUAAACACUUCUGCAUCCCACUAAGUCAUAUUUUGAAAAUUAAAUCAAAGAAAGUAAAGAUGCCAUUUGAAAAUGCUGUUCUUGAGAAGAUGUAUAGAAAAUGUCAAACGCUACCAACAAAAAUGGAGCUCGUGAGUUUGAUGAAGCAAACUGACAUAUCGAUUAGAGAAAUUGAGAGAUGGUGGAGGAUGAGAAGAAUGCAUGAUCGACCGACUUCAAUAGACAAAUUUGGUGAAAACUGCUGGCGCUUUUUGUUUCAUAGUUUUAACUUCACAUUCGGUCUGUCAAUUUUGUGGAAUUCAUCAUAUAUAUGGAACUUUAUUGAUUUGUUUCGUGACUAUCCAAGACAUUCGCUUGACAAUGGCUUUUGGUGGUAUUACAACAUUACUCAAGCCUUCUAUAUAUCCCAGACAUUACUUCAUUUCUUUGAAACUCGUCGGAAAGACUUUUGGCAAAUGUUUAUCCAUCACAUCCUCUCAAUCACAUUAAUCAUGACAAGUUGGAUAUUUAAUUAUAUUCUAUGUUUUUUAGUAGUGAAUUUUUUUCAUGACAUCGCCGAUGUUUUUUUGGAAGGAGCAAAAACCUUUAAAUACGCAAACUAUAAAACACUUUCGACAGUAUUCUUCAUUUUAUUUCCGAUAUCAUGGAUUAUCACACGAUUAGUAAUAUUUUCAAAAUAUAUUUACUGUGGAAUUUUUGAAACUUCGGCAUUAUUCAAGCAUUUUCCUUUCUUUUAUAUAAUAAUAUUAAUGCAUCUACUUCUCUUUGCACUCCACAUUUUAUGGACAUUUGUGAUCAUUCGAGCUACAUCAAAUUUUUUAACACAUAAAAAAAUUGGUGAUUACAGAUCAAGCUCAGAAAAUGACAGUGAAGAUAAUUAAGGACUUAAAUAUUAAAAGUUAUUAAGGUUAAAAUUUGUAAUUGCUGAUUCAAAAAAAAAAACAAUUCAAAACUCUCAAUGGCAAAGCAAUGGAUUGGAAAACUAAUAAUUCCUUUGACUACGUAUCAAAGUUAACGUCAGAUUAAACAACAUUUGACUUAAUUCUCCCCCCUUGUAUAGUUGAUAACCCCUUCAUAUGAAUAUUCAGUAUCUUUCCCGGGUGGACACAGCCAGUUAAAGUCCAUUAUUGGACAAUCAUUUAACAGUCUUUUAACUUGUCGAAAUAUAUACGACAUAGAGAACUAUACGUUAACUAGACUUUAACUGGACAUAUUCAUGCUAAUCAACCAAGUGUUCCUUAAUAAUUUUCCUUACUUUUUUGACCAUAUACUUCACAAGCGCUUGCAGAAAUCACUUAUAUAAGGUCCACCAAAAUUUGUAUGAAACUUUUAAGUAAAUAUAAUUGUUUCACGCGUAAGUGUUCGAGACUCAAUUUUUACUAGAGAUUUUUCAUAAGUGAUAGUGUACUUUAAUUAAUUAAUUACACUAAUACAAUAAUAAAAUUUUACAAAAGAAAAAAAUAUGGAGAAAAAGACACGUGUUAUUUAUUUUAUUUCGAUUUUUUUGUAACUGGACAUUAACUAGACAUAUUUGCAAUUCCUAUGUCCAGUUAAAUGGAAAGCGCAAAAUAUGUCAUUAGUCGUCCCUAAGUCUAGUUGCAAAGGCACGUCAAUGGAUACUUACUCGCCGUGAACAGGCAAGUUAAUGGCAAGCUUUUAACUAGUUCUUUGUCCACUCAGAAAUUUCUGAUCAUGGAACAGUAAAGAUCAUUGUGAAUUUAUAAAGAAAGAGAUUUAUAAAGUCUCUUUGAUUAAGUUUAUUAAUAAAUAAACCUUUUGUUCAUCAUAUCCAACAAUUUCGGAUUAUAAAAGUUCCAAUAAUUUACAUUUAAACUUAAAAUAUCAAAAUUAUUUAUGAUUCGAUAUUAUUUGACAGACACAUAAAACUAUAGUUCAAUUUUCAAACAGAUAUUGAUUUUUCAGUGAUGAUAGAGAUAUUAUGUAAUAUCAUGCCAUAAAUUUGAGUUCCCUCCAUAAUGAUAAUUUAAAAAUAUUCAACUAAAUCGAUGAUUGGAUUUGCUGUUCGCUGUUCUUGACUGGAUUUUUUAAUCUGUAUCCUACAAUAGUAUUUAUAUCCUGCAUAAAUAGUUCCG